Molecule: messenger RNA, 968 nt
Organism: Alternaria rosae
Lineage: Eukaryota; Fungi; Ascomycota; Dothideomycetes; Pleosporales; Pleosporaceae
Exons: 1
Coding region: 185-757 (190 amino acids)
Source: RefSeq, a predicted model, not a curated record
CCGUGUCACUUCCACUGUCGAAUCGUUUUACAUUCCAUUCACAGCUAGAAUUUCAGUGUUUGGUACUGCAAGUGUGUAUAAAGGCCUCGUGUACUGGCUCAGAUUACCACCACCACUAGAAACACACGAAGUCACAUUGUAUAUCUGCGUAGAUACCAACCUUCUAUUCGCUCUGCUACAAGGCAUGAACAGCAUGUCAAACCCAGAGCAAGACCUACCUGCCUCCUUGAAGUACCUGCAAACUGCCCUUACCGCGGCGGAGGACACACAUGAAGCUCGUAGUAACAUUUUCGCUACCUACGGCAAUGUUCUGUUCAUGGGCUUGCGCAUCGAAGACCACACCCAAUCAAUAUUACGCAUGCUGCAGUCAGGCUACGACGGGCAAUUAUCUGAGUUUGUCGCUAAGCUGGUAGAGGAACAACCGCGUUAUUUUGACCGGCCAAGCAACAUUGAUAGCUUCAUACAACAGCAAUUGCAUGGAGACAAUUUCCCAACCUUGGCCAAUGUGUUGCUGAUUUCUGCACCAGCUACUGGACACAACAUAACGAGAAGUUCUGUCCUCAAUCUCUUGGUCCACCAGAUCGCAUAUAUUUGCGACCUUUUUCAGAAGACAGAUUACGCACCUGGUGCAGAAGUUGUGGAGGCUCUUGCAGAGUACUGUAUUGGCCAGCUGUUGCGGAUGUUUGCUCAUCCAGAAAGUCGUGUACCACUAGAAGAUCGUGUACAUUGCGCUCGAAUAAACUAUCAUACUAUUUAGGAAUUCAUCGUUCUGCGAGCGAAGGAAUUUUUUUAAAGCAAAGAAAAAGAGCUUCUUAACUGGCAGAUGUACAAGUGACUUGGGCCCUGUGUGGAAAGGGUUAUCCUAGAUCUUCCUCGCAAUACGAUACUUUUCGAUAAUCCCGGUCUUGGCGAGGUCGUAGGCGCGGACAUCGUCGAACUGAAAAACUACGUCCCUUAUCUGACCGCGA